AUGAGCCAGGACGCAGGUGCCGACGUGUCUGGCGCGCCGCUCGGUGUGGACGAGGCCAAGGCGGCUGCGCUGAAGCAGGUCGAGUUCUACUUUGCAGAUGCGAACCUGCCGUUCGACAAGUUCCUCUUCACGCUCACACGCAAGGACCCCGAGGGCUGGGUCCCGAUCGACACGCUUGCCUCGUUCAAGCGCAUGAAGCCGCUGCGCGAGGUGCUCGACGUCGCCGGCAUCGCGGACGCGCUGCGCGCGUCGCCGUCGCUCCUCGAGGUCGAUGCGGAGGGCCAGCGUGUGCGCCGCAGGACGCCGCUCGUGCCCGUGCCCGACGCGCACACCCGCAGCAUCUACGCCAAGGGCUUCCCCGACGAGCACGAGGGUCUGCAGGCGGAGCUCGAGAAGUUCUUUGCGCAGUUUGGCAAGAUCAACGGCGUGCGUAUGCGCCGCGAGAACGAGCGCCCUCGUGCGUUCAAGCACAGCGUGUUUGUCGAGUUCGCGUCUGCGGACGAGAUGCAGGCCUUCCUCGAGCGCGCCAAGGCCGAGGAGCCCGAGCAGGACGGUGGCCAUGCGAUCAAGUACACCGACGGCACCAAGCUGCUCGUGAUGAGCAAGCCCGCGUACGUCUCGAUGAAGAUGAAGGAGAAGGGUAUUGACCCGAGCCAGAACCCCCCGCCGUCCAAGGGCGGCCGCAAGUUCAAUGCUUUCCGCGAGAUGGAGCGCGAGCGCCAGGGCGCUGGUGCUGCGCCGGCGAACACGCGCGCCGAGCCGCUCGAGUUUGAGUACAACGGCUCCAAGCUCACGACGCGCCCUGACGGCACCGUCGACGCCGAGCAAGUCGCCGUCCCCGCUCAGAGCGUGCUCCGCUUCACCGGCGCUGCGGCGACCGGCAGCUGGAAGGACCUGAAGGACACGCUCACGACGCUGCACCCCACGUCGUUCGUCGAGUUCCCCGCGGAAGCGACGGAGGGCGUCGUCGGCUUCCGCGACCCCGUCUCAGACGAGAAACUCGCACAGAUCCAGGAGCACGGCAUCACCGUCGGCGGCCAGCCCGUGCAGUGGGCGCGUGUCGGUGAGGAGGAGGCUCGUGCAUUCUACGUGGAACGCGCGAACUUCCGUGCUUCGUUCCUGCUGGACCGCCGCGAGGCCGAGCGGCACGCGCCGCGCCGNCGGGCGCGGACCGCCACCGAGCGAGAAGCGCAAGGCGAACGAGCCGCCGGCCGUGGAGGCCAAGCGCAGCAAGACGGAGGCAUAGCUACAUAG
Malassezia sympodialis ATCC 42132 is the source of this 1254-nucleotide messenger RNA. RefSeq lists its product as uncharacterized. Gene Ontology annotation, cellular component: ribonucleoprotein complex; nucleus. Gene Ontology annotation, molecular function: mRNA binding. Gene Ontology annotation, biological process: RNA processing. The record is from RefSeq and is a predicted model, not a curated record. Lineage: Eukaryota; Fungi; Basidiomycota; Malasseziomycetes; Malasseziales; Malasseziaceae.